UUGGCGCUCCCUCGUCGGCGGCCUGCCGUUGGCGGCCCGGCCUGCCGCGCUCCGCGCCCACCGGCUCCGGAGGUGGGGGGGGGGACCCGAGCCCCCCCAUCCCCCCAGGAAGAUGGUGUCCUGGAUGAUCUCCAGAGCCGUGGUGCUGGUGUUUGGAAUGCUUUAUCCUGCAUAUUAUUCAUACAAAACUGUGAAAACAAAAAACGUGAAAGAAUAUGUUCGAUGGAUGAUGUACUGGAUUGUUUUUGCUCUCUAUACUGUAAUCGAAACAGUAGCGGAUUUAACAGUUGCUUGGUUUCCCCUGUAUUAUGAGCUGAAGAUUGCUUUUGUCAUAUGGCUGCUCAGUCCCUAUACUAAAGGAGCAAGUUUAAUAUACAGAAAGUUCCUUCAUCCGUUUCUUUCUUCAAAGGAGAGGGAAAUUGAUGAUUAUAUUGUACAAGCAAAGGAAAAAGGCUAUGAGACCGUGGUGAAUUUUGGACGGCAAGGCUUAAACUUGGCAGCUUCUGCUGCUGUCACUGCAGCAGUAAAGAGCCAAGGCGCCAUAACUGAACGUUUAAGAAGUUUCAGUAUGCAUGACUUAACAGCCAUCCAAGGAGAUGAGCCUGUGGGCCAGAGACCAUACCAGCCUCUGCCGGAAGGGAAGAAGAAGAGUAAAGCAGGCCCUGGCGAGUCAGCAGGCUAUGGAAUUCCACUGAGAGAUAGAGAAGACGACACAGACGAAAAGACGGAUGGGCCAUAUUCAGAUGAUGAAAUGUUAACACAUAAAGGGCUUCGAAGAUCACAGAGCAUGAAAUCCGUGAAAACCAUCAAAGGCCGCAAAGAGAUGCGGUAUGGGUCACUAAAAUAUAAAGUGAAGAAGAGACCACAAGUGUAUUUUUAGCCACCUGUACUUCGGCUAGCCCAAGACAAGUAACACUAAUGAAUUGACUUCAUCUUCUAACAUAUAUUCAGAAUAUUGAAAUAAUUUUUAAAAUUAUGUCAGUGAUGGGAUUGAUGGGAUUUACUUUUGUGAAUUCAGUUUUUAUUUCUUUAAUAAGAUCUCCAAGUACUGACUACUAAAGGUAGUUAUGCAGGGUUUAUUAACAUAUGUGUCAGAAAUGAUAGAAAGUCAUGUUACCCGCGUGCAAGUUCAUCAGUAACCUUGAGUGCCUGGGAUAUGAGAUGAAACAUGAACCCACAGUAUACUUGAAGAGUCUUUUUUUAUGGUUCAGGAUACAUCAGCCUUUGUGGUAUUGUUUACCUCCAUGUAUAUUCUAUCACAUGAUGAUAAUAAUUAAAUUGUCUCUGACCUGGCAGUAGUAUAACAAGGAUAUAAUGUAAAAUAAUAAGGUUUUAUAUUUAGCCUUUAUUAUUUUUUUCUGUUUUCUAGUUUUUCUAUCAUCUGAAAGUUUAUGAAACAAAUAUUUGAGAACCAGGUAUACACAUAGCACUUUCUUCUAACAACUUUUGCACACUUGAAAGUUUACUUAUUUUACAACUGUAUAUGUACCUUGCAUUUUAUUGACACUGUCUUUCUUGUUGUAUGUCAUAUUCUGACAGGGCACAUUCAUGCUUUGAAUUACAUCAUCUCUUUUCCUGUGGGUUUCAUUUGGUAGAUGCAUUGGAUUUAAUCAUAUAAAAAUAGCUAAAUUUUAACAGUUUUUAAUUAUGUUCCUUACAAAGGAGAACUUAUUCCCAGCAUUAGCCAGUUUUCCUCAUUUAGUACAGUAUACUUGAAUUGAGCAGAUUUUUGUAGAUGCUGAUUAGAUUUUCAGCUUUAAAAAACGGCGGAUCUUGCAAAUAGAUUCAGAGAACACUGAGAUCUUUUCCAAUUCAUACAGUUAUCCAACAGGCAGUCUACUCACAAACUUAGCACUGAUACGUGCUUGCUGGCUUAUAAAUCUGGCAUGGACUGAAAUAGUUUGAAUCUCCUAGUUAAGAUAGAUUUCUAAAGAUGAAUACCAGCACAAAAUACCGACAUUGUUAAUCCUACAUAGUAAUUUGUUAUUACAGAAAAUACCAUUUGGAGUUAUUGAACUCUGGGGCUUUUCUUAGUUGUACCAAUAACUAUACAUUAGGAGCCAUAAGUCAUUAUUUAUUUUGGUGAUGGCUUUAAAUGAUUAAUAACCAAAUUUGUACUAUGCUUAUUUAAUUUAUACACUCUACUCAACUGUCCUACUUCUUUGUCCAAAAGAAAAACAUGAGAAUUGUGAAUAUUUUAUUUCUUUCACCUCUUAAGCAAUAGAUCCAGGUGAUAAAGUGUAUGUUUGAUCACCUGAAAGAGUUGAUCAAGAACAAAAUGUUUACUUAGAAGUCAUGUUUGCAUAAUUUAUUUGCUUUCUCUUCAUACUAAUCUUAAAAAAUUUCUUUUUUGGGAUAUCUCACAUUUUGGAUAUAUUUCGUUUUCCAAACCCACAGGUUUUACAUCCUUGAAGUCCUUCAAUCAGAACAAACAUAAGUAGCACUGUACCACUGUGUGCAGCCAUGCUUCUUGUUGUACCCUAAGCAAUACAACAUAACAGCUGAUGACACAGCACUUACGCUUUGUUAGAUAUUUUAAGUAAUCCAGUUUAAGGCAUACAGGAAACCGUGCAUGGGUUAGGUGCAAAUAAUAUGCUAUUUUUCCUAAGGGACAGCUGCAUACAUAGUACCAGGUGAAAAUUCACUCACUAUUUUUCUCCUGAAGUAUAACCCUCUGUAAAUGUCUCUAUCUACUUUACCUUGACUAAUUUGUAGCCUUCUAAUUCCUGGAAUUUCUCUUUAAUUUCUGUUCAAAACUCUUGCAGGACCAUUUUAUCUGUGUCACAGGUCUAGACUUCUCAAUAUAAACACUACAGUGUGCUUGUGUUUCCUAUGCAAAGGCAAUAUCAUCUCACAUUGCCUUUCACACGGUACAAGUGACUUUAUAACAGGAGUAUUAUCUGUGGGGGCUGCUCUGGACAGCAAAUAUCUUUUUCAAGUCCAAUCUCAAUAUUAAACCUAUUUUUAAAUAAAACUCCUGGCUUCCUAAAUUAAUUCCUGUGCACUUGUAAGAUGGAAGUGCUUGAUCCAAGACUACAGCAGGUCCUGCCACAUAAUUGUGCUUCACGCCCCCUUGCUGCCUCUGACAUAUUCCUGUGGUGAAAUCCUUACACACAGCUCACGUCGUUUUGCUCUUCUGUCAUUCCUUUCUUCCACAUUUUCCAGUUUUGUUCUUGACAUGUAUUUUAGCAUACCAUGUUCUUUGAAUUUUGUAGGUGAAAAUUAUGGUUUGCUUCAUUUCCGGUAGUGCAGGCCUCUGAUUGUUGCUCUGCUUUCAGAGAGGGAUAAAUGCAUCCGCAGAGCACAGUGCCUUGUUCCCCCGCCGCUGCUCCCUGGGGCAAGGGCAUUAGAAGCACACAACUAUUUAGGACCCUCUUUAGGUAAGCUGUUCAGUUUAUCCAGACAUUGUAGCUGGUGUUUAAUUGUGCUAUACAUUUCUUCAAAUUGUUAUGAAUAUUUAAUGAUUUUCAGAAUUUGUUUGAAAGUAAGGAUUGACUUAUUUAGUGACUGUGUUUUUUCCCACUCUAAUAUAAAAAGGAGCCAGAAAUAAGUCUGUUUCUAAGUAAUUUUAUAAAUCCAUCUAGGCACUAUAUAUUCCCUGUACACACUUUGCUAUGCAUGUUUGCAUUUGACUAAACUCUGAUACUGCCAGCAUUACCAAUUAUAAAUACUUGACUAUGCUGAUUGAUGGAACAAAAUUGAAGUGUUUUCAGGGAUAUUAUUCCAUGUGUCACCACCAAAGAUUUCUACAGUAUUAUAAAGCAUGAAAAUAUACCAAAUUUAU
This is a messenger RNA of Ochotona curzoniae (black-lipped pika), 3784 nucleotides long. It is a transcript of the gene REEP3, whose product is annotated as receptor accessory protein 3. The transcript is spliced from 8 exons. Gene Ontology annotation, cellular component: endoplasmic reticulum tubular network; cytoplasmic microtubule; endoplasmic reticulum membrane. Gene Ontology annotation, molecular function: microtubule binding. Gene Ontology annotation, biological process: endoplasmic reticulum tubular network organization. NCBI's taxonomy places the organism in Eukaryota, Metazoa, Chordata, Mammalia, Lagomorpha, Ochotonidae. The record is from RefSeq and is a predicted model, not a curated record. Bases 113 to 880 code for a protein of 255 amino acids.